Molecule: messenger RNA, 1296 nt
Organism: Stylonychia lemnae
Lineage: Eukaryota; Ciliophora; Spirotrichea; Sporadotrichida; Oxytrichidae
Source: the annotation of a GenBank genome assembly
AUGGCAAUGUCUUUUAAAUCAGGAAGGACUUCUCGAAAUCUGAGUCAAAACCAGGCUCUGCUUUCAAAGUUUAGGAUACAGGACUAUAUAACAGUGCAGAGGAGUUAUGACUCUAAUUUGGUAGGAAGUAUAGUGGAUUAGAUGCAGGAAAAACGCUACUCUGAGCACAGGAAGAUCGUAUACGUUGAUAUGGAGAUAUUUGUGCUCAGAUACUACAUUCUCAUCUACAGCAUACUAGUAGGUCUUACAGUUAUCUUGUACUUCUGGUUCAAUGCCAAAACUGACGAAGGAUAAGAGUACGAGAAGUGGUAUUUGACUUACAUGGUGACAGGCAUGGCACAAGCUCUGGGAAGCUAUUUAUUAGCUAAGAAAGUUCAGUACACUUAUCAAAAGGACUACCGAUUGAUAGUUUGCAAAUCUCGCUUCCUCAUUAAGAUCAAAGCGCCCCCAAAGACUUAUCUGAAAUAUGGCUUCACAGUUAUAGAUCUUGCUCACAUUGGGAUAUGCAUUUGGGGAUUGGUUAUAUACAUUAAGAACUUUACAUUCAUUCAGCAUCACUUCUAAAAAGAUCCUCUCAUUCUCAUAACCUGCCCUCUUCUGUCCUCACUUGGAUUCCUUUCUAUAAUAAGACUAUUUGUGUACACAGUGUUUUUCAUUGUGGUGCCGAACAAGGCUGUAAGCUUCAAAAAGCGAAGAAUCAACAGCUAUGUGCAGCAUCUUGAAUCUUUCAAAUUUCCAGUCAUACUCCUAGGUGACUACCUAGCUCAGAUAGAUGCUAUAUCUGCUUACAAUAAUAUACAUUCUGCUAGUUUAGAGUAAAAUCCAUAUGAGAAUCUUAACUUAGAUACACUAGUAGAUCACAUUAAUUCUAGUAAUAAUAUUGAGAUUUAUUAAAGUCCAUCGAAAAAUGAGGAGGACUCCACUGCGAUCGAUGAAUAGUUGAGGAAUUCCUCUCCUUAGAAAAAACAGGAGUAAGACAAUCCUUAAAAAAUUCAACCUAUUAAUUAUAGUAUGGUUGAAUCCAACUUGCUUAACACUAACUCACCUUAGCAAGCUCAGUCUGCCUUAUCAAUGGCUUAGAAAGAUAAACUUCCUAAAUGCAUAGUGUGUUACAAAAAGAUGAAGCCAUUGGAUGAAAUCGUAGUGUUGAACUGUAAUAUUAAGCACAUUUACCAUAAAAAAUGUAUCAAGGACUGGUUCAAAAGGAAUGACGACUGUCCGAGAUGCAAGGUUGAUGUAAUUUCUCAAUUAAAUCCAUUAAACGAAAAUGAGAGAAUGUCCUUGUAUCAAGUAUGA